Toxotes jaculatrix (banded archerfish) is the source of this 2318-nucleotide messenger RNA. It is a transcript of the gene a1cf, whose product is annotated as apobec1 complementation factor. Gene Ontology annotation, cellular component: nucleus. NCBI's taxonomy places the organism in Eukaryota, Metazoa, Chordata, Actinopteri, Toxotidae. The record is from RefSeq and is a predicted model, not a curated record. Gene Ontology annotation, molecular function: mRNA binding. The coding region runs from base 179 to 2014 and encodes 611 amino acids. The transcript has 13 exons.
UGAUCACACACACACACACACACACAGGCCCAUCAUGACACGUGAACACACACAGUCUGUGACACACACACUCGGUGCUCAGAAUGACACAGCUCUGAUCGGAGGGAGGUGAUCUCUGAAAUUGCUCAGUGAGCACCCCUAAUUUCCCUGAUUUACAUUUUGCUGUCAAUCACACCCAAUGGAAUCCAAUCAGAAAGCAAGCGGGGACGGAGUGACGGGGACGCAGAAGGAGGCAGCGCUCCGAGCGCUCACACAACGCACAGGAUACCAACUGCGUCAGGAGAACGGCCAGCGGCGGUACGGUGGUCCCCCGCCCGGCUGGGACGGCCCACCGCCGGAGAGAGGCAGCGAGAUCUUUGUGGGGAAACUACCAAGAGAUCUGUUUGAAGACGAACUGGUUCCACUGUGUGAGAAGUUUGGUAAGAUCUACGAGGUGAGGAUGAUGAUGGACUUUAACGGGAACAACAGAGGUUACGCCUUCGUCACCUUCAGCACUAAACAGGAGGCCAGAGCAGCCAUGAAGCAGCUUAACAACUAUGAGAUCAGGAACGGCCGCCUCCUCGGCGUUUGUGCCAGUGUCGACAACUGCCGCCUGUUUGUGGGUGGGAUUCCCAAAACCAAGAAGCGUGAAGAGAUCCUGUCUGAGAUGAGGAAGGUCACCGAAGGGGUCGUGGACGUCAUCGUGUACCCCAGCGCCGCCGACAAAUCCAAGAACCGAGGCUUUGCUUUUGUCGAAUACGAGAGCCAUCGAGCUGCAGCCAUGGCUCGCCGCAAACUGCUGCCAGGUCGUAUUCAGCUGUGGGGUCAUGCCAUUGCUGUGGACUGGGCGGAGCCAGAGGUGGAGGUUGAUGAGGAUACCAUGGCAACUGUCAAGAUACUGUACGUGCGGAACCUGAUGCUGCAGACCACAGAGGAGACCAUUGAGAAAGAGUUCAACAGCCUCAAACCAGGUGCUGUGGAGCGAGUGAAGAAGAUCCGGGACUACGCCUUCGUCCAUUUCAUUCAGAGAGAAGACGCCAUCAACGCCAUGAACGCUCUCAAUGGAAAGGUGGUGGAUGGGUCACCUAUCGAGGUGACUCUGGCCAAGCCGGUGGACAAGGACAGUUAUGUCCGUUACACCAGAGGGACCGGAGGACGAGGAGGAUCUCUGCUGCAGACCGACUACGCUGCCUACACUCUGGGACAGGUGUAUGACCCCUCGGCGGCGUAUCUCGGUGCACCCGUGUUUUACGCCCCCCAGGCCUACGCUGCCAUACCAGGUCAGUUCCGUUUCCCAGCGGCCAAAGCUCAUGUUGGAGGUCGAGGUCUGAUCAGGACGCCGUCUGUUAGAGAAAUUUACAUGACUGUACCUGUAGGGGCUGCGGGGGUGCGGGGACUGGGUGGGCGGGGCUACCUGGCCUACGCCGCCGGGGGUGGAGCAGUGGGUCGAGGCGGCGGCGCCUACGGCCUGAAGACAGACAAGCAGGCGGAGGAGAAGCUGUACGACCUGCUGCCGGGCAUGGAGCUGACCCCCAUGAACCCCACAACCAUGAACCUGAAGGCUGCCACCAUCAAACCUGCACCACAGGUUCUGGAGGAGCUGUGUCAGAAGAAUAACUGGGGUCAGCCCGUCUAUCAGCUCCACUCUGCCAUUGGUCCAGACCAGAGACAGCUCUUCCUCUAUAAGAUCACUGUUCCAGCUCUGGCCACACAGUACCCCAACGUACAUCCCUUCACCCCUGCUAAGCUGUGCGCGGCUGUAGAAGAAGCUAAAGUCCAUGCAGCCGAGCACACCCUGCAGACUCUCGGUCUGCAGACAGAGGGCGCCGCCGACACCAGCUGUGCUACUGCUGCCGCUGUGGCCUCAGUAGCCUUCCCAGGUUACACUCUGGCGAGCCCGGCGUCGUCGGCGGUCGCCUCCCAGCUGAAGCAGGCUGUAUCUCUGGGUCAGGACCUGACCACCUACACCACCUACGAGGGUUACCCUGCCUUCGCUGUGGCGACGCGUCACACUGACGGAUACGGUGUUUUCUAGAUCAGCAGCUUCCAAAGAGGAAGAACACUCUAAGGCCGCGUUCACACUAUGCUGCUUUUCUUUCUUUCUUUUUUUUCAAAACUGCCAAGUUAAGAGGAGUAAACUCUGAUUGGCUGGUUGAUUAUUUCAGUGUGAACUCACCUUUCAACUGAUCACAGGAUCAGUUCUACAAAAAAAAGCAGAAUAGUGUGAAAGCUCCUUUUGCUGCUGUUUGCAUGGUGACUCACAUCCAACCCCUGCAGUUUUCACAGGAAGACAAAACCACUGCAGACUCAUGACCAAAUUAAAAAAGUGAAAAGAAAAC